GGAAAAUAUCCCCGAUGCUGCACUUCUCGAUUCCACACAUCUUCCUGAACCUUCUCCCACAAUUUAGAGAACAGACAAAGAGGAAUUGAGCAUUCCGAUAUCUUCAUCUCAUCUGCAACAUACUCAAGCACCACGAAUCAUGGCUGAAGUUGAACAUCCUCAACCGAUCCCUCAUCGAAAACCUCGCAAAUCGGUCGCAUUCAGCGGCGACAGCACCAUCAUGGAUGAAAAUGGCGAGAUCUCAGAGGCACCUCUGUCCGGCGCUGAGGACAAGGUUACGGCAGAGAAACACUCUUCACCGCCCGAUGACCAAGCCGUCGAUGAAAUGACGGACAUGUUCGCAGGCCUAAACAAGAAAAAGAAGAAAUCGACCAAAUCGAAAACGGAGGACAAGGAGGAUGGCGAAGCCGCCGCUCCCGGUACUGGUGCUGACGGCGACUUCGACGCCUCCGCCUUGAAGAAGAAGAAAAAGAAGUCAACCAAACCAAAAGCUGAGGGAGAAGACUUCGCCGAGAAGCUCGCCCGCGCCGGCCUUGCGGAUGCAACAGCGGAAGAGCAAGAGGAGGUUGCGGCACAGGAACAGACAGGGGACAUGACUCAGGGAACAGGAAUUUGGGCUCAUGACGCCACAUCCCCGAUUUCGUACGAGCUUCUCCUCAAACGAUUCUUCCACCUCGUCAACGAACACAAUCCGGACAUUCUGUCCUCCGGGAGCAAAUCAUACAAGAUCCCACCCCCUCAAUGUCUAAGGGAAGGCAACAAGAAGACAAUCUUCGCCAACAUCGCCGAGAUCUGCAAGAGGAUGAACCGAAACGACGAGCACGUCACCCAAUUCCUGUUCGCCGAACUCGGCACGAGCGGUUCGGUCGAUGGGUCCAAGAGAUUGGUCAUCAAGGGCAGAUUCCAACAGAAACAGAUUGAGAACGUCCUGAGACGGUAUAUCGUCGAGUACGUGACUUGCAAGACCUGCCGGUCCCCCAACACCGAGUUGAGCAAAGGUGAGAACCGGCUGUACUUUGUCACGUGCAAGUCAUGUGGCAGCAGACGGUCAGUGACGGCUAUCAAGAGCGGUUUCACGGCUCAAGUGGGCAAGAGAAAGAGGCUCAAUGGAUAAGCCUAGUCUGGAAUUUCGAGGCUGGGUUGGAGGGAGGGGCGGAUUCAGUCGUUUCCGCGAGGGAGGGGAAUGGCAUGGCGUUGGCGAAAAGAUACGACUCCAUGUGAAAAUAGGCAUGAGAAGGCCCGAAAAUGGAAAACGAACUUGAUAUGGAGCACACCGAGAUUACAGGCGUAACGCUCAUGAAGACAAAGUAGGACCGCUAACUAUUAUUAGAAAUGUCAUUGUUCCUUGUUCAUACCUCCCGAUGUGAG
Messenger RNA from Cladophialophora immunda, 1368 nucleotides. RefSeq lists its product as uncharacterized. Gene Ontology annotation, cellular component: eukaryotic translation initiation factor 2 complex. Gene Ontology annotation, molecular function: translation initiation factor binding; translation initiation factor activity; mRNA binding. The transcript is spliced from 3 exons. Lineage: Eukaryota; Fungi; Ascomycota; Eurotiomycetes; Chaetothyriales; Herpotrichiellaceae. The record is from RefSeq and is a predicted model, not a curated record. Gene Ontology annotation, biological process: formation of cytoplasmic translation initiation complex; translational initiation; formation of translation preinitiation complex. Bases 140 to 1114 code for a protein of 324 amino acids.